ACAUGACGUCAGCCGGCUACGUGCUUGAGCCUGCCUGAAAAUGUUCUCCCGUGUUGUUGGAUUUAGAAGGAGCGCAGGACUUUGCGGCGGAAUUAUGUCUUUUUAUCCAUGAAGAAAACAGCCCUCGUCUUCUUGUAGUGAAGUCUUUGCGGUCCCGCUCUUUCAUGAAACUGUGAUUUUUCCGGAGGGCUGUCUCCGAGGGGAAGUUUGACUGAUCCUUUUUUCUCCCGAAGUGAUGUCGAAUCCUGGGAGUCGGAGGAACGGGUCCAGCAUCAAAAUUCGACUGACAGUAUUAUGUGCCAAAAACCUCGCAAAGAAAGAUUUCUUUCGCCUUCCAGAUCCGUUUGCCAAGGUGGUGGUAGAUGGAUCGGGUCAGUGCCACUCCACAGACACAGUCAAGAGCACACUGGACCCCAAGUGGAACCAGCACUAUGACCUCUACAUUGGAAAGACUGACUCCAUCACCAUCAGCAUAUGGAACCACAAGAAGAUUCACAAGCGACAGGGGGCGGGGUUUCUGGGUUGUAUACGACUGCUUUCUAACGCCAUCAGCAGGCUAAAAGACACGGGAUACCAGCGACUAGAUCUAUGUAAGCUUAACCCCUCUGACAGUGAUGCAGUCAGAGGUCAGAUUGUAGUGAGCCUGCAGACCCGGGACCGCAUUGGCAAUGGUGGGCCUGUAGUGGACUGUAGAGGACUGUUGGAGAAUGAUGGGCCUGUUUUUGAGGGGUGUUUCAACGAAGAGCCACUGCCCUACUCCGACUCCACCGGUGCUGCAGGGGGGUGGAGCUGCCGGCUUGAAUCCCCUGUUCAGGAGAACCAUCUGCAGACGCAACGAAUCCGAGGGCAGGACUCUAGAGGGCACGGCCACACCCCCCAGAACAGACCCCCCGGGCAUCAACCGCCUGAUCUACCAGAAGGAUAUGAGCAGCGAACGACAGUUCAAGGCCAGGUGUACUUCCUUCACACACAGACAGGGGUCAGCACCUGGCACGAUCCGCGGAUACCUCGGUAUGACUUCACUGGAAAUAAGGACCUGGCCAGCGUGAGCUGCGAGGAGCUCGGCCCUUUACCUGUCGGCUGGGAGAUCCGCAGCACCGUCUCCGGCCGCAUCUACUUUGUCGACCACAACAAUCGAACCACACAGUUCACAGACCCACGCCUACACAACAUCAUCAGCCAGCAAUCCCAGGCCAAGGAGUCAUCCCAGGUCCCCCAGAUGGAUGUGGGGGUUGAGGAGGGGGGAGGCGGAGGAGUGAGCGGGAACGGAGGAGGCGACGGGGAGGUGGCGGCGCGUUACGAGAGAGAUCUGGUGCAUAAGCUGAAGCUGCUCCGCCACGAGCUGUCGCUGCAGCAGCCACAGGCAGGACACUGUCGCAUCGAGGUGUCCCGAGAGGAGAUCUUUGAGGAGUCAUAUCGACAGAUCAUGAAGAUGAGGCCUAAGGACCUGAAGAAACGGCUGAUGGUGAAGUUCAGAGGGGAGGAGGGCCUUGAUUAUGGUGGAGUGGCGAGGGAGUGGCUGUACCUGUUGUGUCAUGAAAUGUUGAACCCCUACUACGGCCUGUUCCAGUACUCCACGGACAACAUCUACACCCUGCAAAUCAACCCCGACUCCUCCAUCAACCCUGACCAUCUGUCGUAUUUCCACUUUGUGGGUCGUGUGAUGGGCCUGGCAGUCUUCCACGGUCACUACAUCAACGGUAGCUUCACGCUGCCAUUCUACAAGCAGCUGCUGGGCAAACCCAUCCAGCUCAACGACCUGGAGACCACCGACCCGGAGUUGCACAAGAGCCUGGUCUGGAUACUAGAAAAUGACAUCACUUCAGUCCUUGACCACACGUUCUGUGUGGAGCACAACGCCUUUGGGAAAUUAUCACAGCAUGAACUCAAACCAAACGGCCGAAAUGUUGCGGUCACCGAGGAGAACAAGAAAGAAUACGUCAGAUUGUAUGUGAACUGGAGGUUCAUGCGUGGAAUCGAGGCUCAGUUUCUGGCUCUUCAGAAGGGAUUCGGUGAGCUGAUCCCACAGCAUCUUCUCAAACCUUUUGACCACAAAGAACUGGAGCUAAUCAUCGGUGGACUUGGGAAGAUAGAUCUUGCAGACUGGAAGACCAACACCCGCCUGAAGCAUUGCACAAGUGAGAGUAAUGUGGUGCGGUGGUUCUGGCAGGCCGUGGAGGCCUUCAGCGAGGAGAGGAGAGGACGUCUGCUGCAGUUCGUCACGGGCUCCACCCGCGUCCCCCUGCAGGGGUUCAAAGCAUUGCAGGGCUCUACAGGUUCUGCAGGACCAAGGCUCUUCACCAUUCACUUGAUAGACGCCAACACAGACAACCUGCCUAAAGCUCACACAUGUUUCAACAGAAUAGACAUCCCUCCAUACGAGUCCUACGAGAAGCUUUAUGAGAAGCUGCUGACGGCUGUGGAGGAAACCUGCGGCUUCGCUGUGGAGUGACGUGUCCACCGGCGACUCUUCAUACAGUCACGCCUGCACUUGCACACAACUGUGUCACAUUAACACAAAUACACACACCCUCCCAAAAUGAAAAAGCCUCACGAGAACACCCACCGCCCGCGGUUCGCCGUGCGCCUCCGGACCGACGUGGCGGCGGGAGGAAGCACAGCAGCGUGAGGACAGGGCAGAAAAGUAUUUUAAACCAAUUUUCAACCCGUUUUGGAGAAGCAUUUCUACCCUUCAGUUUUAACAAGCUAUGAUGUCAUUCUUCUGAAUGUCUAACCACAAGAAAACAGAACUUUUGUCGCACUUGAGUCUCUGGACUGAACCGGACAGUCACACGCCGGCCCGCCAGCGGAGACUUCGGAGCGGAGAACAAAGCAAAGAACUGUCUGAGCGACUGUAACUCAUGCUUCACGUCUAACCACUUUGAUGUGCGUUUUUAUGUCCGGGUGCAUGAUGGAGAGUGUGAGUUGGUGUGAAUGUCGAUGUGUGUGUCCAGCAUGGCGCUCAAGUUAUGCUGUUUAAAAGACAAAAAAAAAAACGAUCAAAUGAGCCUGAUCCUCGGUUUGGCGACCACUCUCAUCCACUCUGAUGUUUUAUUAUUUAUUACUAAGUGAUGACUGACCAAGCUGCUAUAUGCUCUACGACGAGCUCGUGCUAAUCUGUUACCCCUCCACUGCUUGACGCUCAAGCAGUUCAAGCAAUCCACAAAGUGGGUUUUAUUGAAUUGUUCCUUUUUUUAGCAUUCAUAUCACUGCGGAGAAUUACUCUGGCAGCGUAUGAUUAAAGUUGGUGUUUUUAUAUACCAGGUUACAAUAAAGUCAAAGGGAGAUUAUAUUCCCUGCUCUAAUUUUUAGAAAUCUAACUCAAUUGAUGUUCUAAAGGUGGAUAAUGUUCUUUUUUUUUUUUUUGUAUCUGAAUGAGCCUGAAUCAUGAAAACAUAAAGGCACUUUUGGGAGUUUUUUAUUUGUGGCAUGUUUUCUAAGCCUUUUAUUCAUGUUACAAUGCCCAUCUUGCUGUCUUUUAUCCAUGACCUUUCUCUGCCCAUCUUCUGUUCACUACAGCCCAUUAAAACGCCAUAAAAAUGAAAAAUCCCAAAAGAAGGAAAUCAGUUUUAAAGGUGGAAUAAAACACGGAAAAACCUUUAACUCUGUUGUGGAUUGAAGACUGUUACAAAAGCAUUAUUAUGAUUUCAGACGACGUUUCUUUCUAGGGUCAGAGUUCACUGUGUAAUGGAUGCAAAGUAUUGUAACUUACAAUGUACUAAACAUUUAUGAAAAAAUAAAAUGUAAAUAAGAUUAUAUUAAAUGAAUUAAAUUGAAAAGAAAAUCUAA
This is a messenger RNA of Oryzias latipes (Japanese medaka), 3789 nucleotides long. It is a transcript of the gene smurf1, whose product is annotated as SMAD specific E3 ubiquitin protein ligase 1. Gene Ontology annotation, biological process: proteasome-mediated ubiquitin-dependent protein catabolic process; negative regulation of BMP signaling pathway; protein ubiquitination. The record is from RefSeq and is a predicted model, not a curated record. Lineage: Eukaryota; Metazoa; Chordata; Actinopteri; Beloniformes; Adrianichthyidae. Gene Ontology annotation, cellular component: cytoplasm. Gene Ontology annotation, molecular function: ubiquitin protein ligase activity; SMAD binding.